This is a messenger RNA of Periconia digitata, 1335 nucleotides long. The record is from the annotation of a GenBank genome assembly. NCBI's taxonomy places the organism in Eukaryota, Fungi, Ascomycota, Dothideomycetes, Pleosporales, Periconiaceae.
CCGUACAUGCGAUUUGUUUGUUUGUUUGCCUUGUUUGCCUUGUUUGACUGCUCUGAACGGCGGGGCUGAGUGGGCGGCGGGCUGGUCCUACAUAUAUGUUACGGCAGUCCCCGUGGGAAUAUAACCCUGACAUAUUGCAUCACGUAUAGAGGCAGUGUGAAAUGGGUGAUAACUCUGGAUAUUCAUACAUGUAACUGGCUACCUGCAAUCAAAUUUUGGUAUGUUGAUGCUUGGCGAGCUACAUAUCUACGGUUGCGUCUUGCGUCAUCUCCAUCUUUGACGACUGCGCAAAAGACCAAUCGGUUUACCGGCGUUCCACUUUGUAUUUCCCUUUUCCUUGUACUUGCACGCACCGUACACAUAUAUCUUCCUCUUUCGGUGCAAGGCAGGCCAUACAUCAUGUCCAAACAAUAUCUUACUCUUCACACCAUCUCCGAUGCACACCCAUCCGACAUCUUCGCUCUCGCCUCCACACCAACCUCCCUUCUCUCUGCCAGCGGCUCCUCUUCUAUACAAGUUCACGACACCACGUCCUCCGAAUUUCCCCUCGUUCAAACUCUACACGGCGUGCACCCACUCGGAAUCCACCAUCUUGUCACUGCCAAAGACGCCCGUCGGGCUGCAAGCGCAGGCUUCGAGGGCAAGGUGAAAGUUUGGAGCGAAGGGGACAACGGGCAGUGGACGGCAGAUGGGGAGAUAACUGAUGGACUGAAAGCUGGCGACGUUUGGGCUAUUGCUCUAAGUGCGGAUGGGCUGUAUCUGGCGAGCAGCAGUAUCAAUGGCAAGGUACAUGUCUGGAGUCUGAAUGAGCCGAAUAUGCCCAAGAUCAGGGAAUACGAAACAAAGGGCAGCUUUGGCAUAUCGGUAGCAUUGAGCCAAGAUGGACGCUUCACUGCCUCUGGGCAUGAAAAUGGCUCCAUCUACGUCUUCAACAACGAUACUGGUCGUCUCGCACACUCUCUUGCUGGUCUAGUCCACCCCGUUCGUAGUGUGGCAUUUUCUCCAGCUUCCAAGCUAUUGGCUGCGGGUGGAGAUGCACGGAUUGUGGCAUUAUAUGAUGUCACUUCAGGCGAACAAGUUGCGAACUUUACCGGCCAUAGUGGUUGGGUAUUAUCACUGGAUUGGAGUGAUACUGGAGAGUACUUGUUGUCCGGCUCGCAUGAUUCCAAGGCCAAAGUAUGGCGUAUCGAAACUCGAACCUGCGUCGCUACGCACUCUCAUGGAGACAAGCCGUUGUGGUCAGUAAAGUGGCUACCGAAGAACACGAGGAGCGAGAUGUUUGCAUUAGGAGGCGGCAAUUCUGCCAUCAGUCUCUACAGGGAAGCUGCCGGUUGA